CUCUGGCACUGACAGAGGGGAGGGAAAUGAGCUGCACUUAGACUUGGUCUCUGACCGCGCCCUCCUCAUCGCCCCCCCCCCCCCCCCCCCCCGGGUUCUGUCUCUGCUCUGGGGCUGGAGGGCAACGGAAAGAAAACUUGCAAGGCAGCCUGGGGGCUUAAGCGAAAAUCAGGCUAGAGGAGGAUCCGACUAGGAGAAGAAAACAUUUUCUUCUCUCCUUUUCUCCCUUCGGGACUUUUGGACACCCCCGCCCCCUGCACUUGCUUGUUUCAUCCUAUAUCCCUCUCUUGCCUCUCUUUUCCCUACCCCCUCCUUGCCUGGCAUCUAGAGGGGACUUCUGAAGACCUGUCUCUUUGUAAACUUUUCCCCCUUUGGUGGGAGUUGGGGUCGGGGAGAGGGAGGGUGAGAGGGCCUGCAAACUCCAGUCCGGCUCUGCGCUCUACGGACCUGCAGGCGCUGCCUCCAGUUCCUUAAAGCCCGCUGAGGCUAGGAGGAGGAGGAGGAAGAGAAAGCUGGAGGCGGGGAGGACGAAGGGGAAGGAGAGAGAAGAGGGAUAGCUGCUGCUCUUGGAAUAAGAAGAGACAGUGGCGACAGUAGACUAGAGGACUUGGGUGCUGGGGUUUUGUUUUGUUUUGUUUUUCGGGGGAGAGAGUCUUUUCCCCUCCCCAGUGGUCACUAGCGGGGUUUGCCUUUGAUGGCACUGCGCAGUGGGACAGGUUGGUUUGGCCAGGUCUUGCGCAGAGUGUCCGGGCUCCCCGGCACCUGGUCCCGGCGCUCCAGCAGCCUCCUCUGCCUCUCUUCCUCGCAGGAGCCUGAGGCUCGGCCGCGCCAGCAGCAGCAUCAGGAGCAGCAGCAGCAGCCACAGCAGCAGCCGCCACCACGGCGGCGGCGGCGGCAUCAGCAGUUACCGCAGCUCCAGCUCCAGCCUUAUCCCCUCCACCUCCACCACCCGCGCCGUAGCAGUGGCGGCAGCAUCAGCAGCAGCAGUAGCAGCGUUGGCGGAGGCUACCUCCCAUACCCCCCGCCCCUUGGGCAGCCGCCCCACUGCUGCUUACAACUUCCCAGUAGAGGAGGAGGAGGUGGAGGAGGAGGAGGGGGAGGACGGGGAGGAGGAGGAGGAGGCGGCGGCGGCAGGAGAGCAGGAGGCGGUGGCUGCUGCGCGCUGCAGUCGGACCGCCGGGCGGCCGGGGGACAUGCACCCCGUGCCGGCCCCUUGCUGGCGGCCAUGAAGCGGCAGAACGUGCGGACCUUGUCCCUCAUCAUCUGCACCUUCACUUACCUCUUGGUGGGCGCCGCUGUCUUCGACGCCCUGGAGUCCGACCACGAGAUGCGCGAGGAGGAGAAACUCAAAGCCGAGGAGAUCCGGAUUAAGGGAAAGUACAACAUCACUAGCGAGGACUAUCUCCAGCUGGAGCUGGUCAUCAUGCAGUCGGAGCCCCACCGCGCUGGGGUCCAGUGGAAAUUCGCCGGAUCCUUCUACUUCGCGAUCACCGUGAUCACCACGAUAGGUUAUGGCCACGCAGCCCCUGGUACGGAUGCUGGCAAAGCCUUCUGCAUGUUCUACGCCGUGCUGGGCAUUCCACUGACCCUGGUCAUGUUCCAGAGCCUGGGGGAGCGGAUGAACACCUUUGUUAAAUACUUACUGAAGAGGAUUAAGAAGUGCUGUGGCAUGAGGAGCACUGAGGUGUCCAUGGAGAACAUGGUCACCGUGGGCUUCUUCUCCUGCAUGGGGACCCUGUGCAUUGGGGCCGCGGCCUUCUCCCAGUACGAGGAGUGGAGUUUCUUCCACGCCUAUUACUACUGCUUCAUUACCUUGACUACCAUAGGGUUUGGGGACUACGUGGCCUUGCAGACCAAGGGCGCUCUCCAGAAGAAGCCACUGUACGUGGCCUUCAGUUUCAUGUACAUCCUGGUGGGGUUAACAGUCAUUGGGGCCUUCCUCAACCUGGUCGUCCUCAGGUUCUUGACCAUGAACAGCGAGGACGAGCGGCGGGACGCCGAGGAACGGGCCUCGCUGGCGGGCAAUCGCAACAGCAUGGUCCUCCACAUCCAGGAGGAGGCCCAGCACGGCCGGCCGCGGUACAAGGCCGAGGUCACGGACCUCCAAUCCGUCUGCUCAUGCAUGUGCUACCGAUCCCAGGAGUAUACCAGCCGGAUGGUGUCCCACCAAAAUUCCUUCAGCACCAAGCUGAACCCCCAGUACUUUCACUCCAUCUCAUACAAGAUUGAAGAAAUUUCUCCAAGCACAUUAAAAAACAGCCUUUUCCCAUCCCCUGUUAGCUCCAUCUCCCCUGGCCUACACAGCUUUACUGAUAACUACAGGCUGAUGAGACGGCGGAAGUCCAUUUAGGAUUUUUUAAGAAAGAAAAAAAAAAGUCAUUUGUCUUCUCUGGCUUUACCUUCCAUUGGUCCAUCUCCUUUGCCCUCCUUUUUGUUUUUGUGGGGGUUUUUUUGUUGUUCUUGUUUUUUUUUUACAGGUCUGUCAUUUUCUUUCCCGGUCCUUUGUUCUUGCUACCCUUUCUUCCUAAGCUCCCAAGAGAGAUGGAGUAAGGCCAAAGGGGGAAGAAAUAGCCAGUCCUCCACUGAGACUCAGAACUGCGCAUGAAGCAUGAACCCUUCCCAGCAAAGUUUGCCUUACGUCUCUGCUCCCUCCUUCAUCCCAGCCCCUUCACUUUCCCAGACCCCCUUCCUCUGCCCCUACCAGGAUGUGAGGUGACAUGAGGUGGAGCUGAGUGGGUACCAAAAUCCAAAGAUGCACACCAAGCUUAGAGAGCCUUUGGGCACCUCAGGGUGCCUCUGACCUAAUUCAUUGCUUCUCUUUCCUCCUCAAGGAGCAGGUCACUACAUAUGUGUGUGCAUGCGUGUGUGCGUGUGCACACAUGGGGCGAGUGUGUGGUGUGUGUGCAGUUAGUUCCACAAAAAAAACAAAAACAAAAACAUAAGCAUCAGGUAUUCAUUUUUUUCCCCUUCAAGAAAUAGUGUAAAAGGCCCGUUUUCAACUUUCUGACUGCUUCCACUUGGAAAGAAGGAAAAACAAAACAGCCAAAAGGGGUUUUAAACGUUGAUUCUGCCAAAAUGAAGCAUGUGCAGUGAGCAGUCUAUAUGUCUAUAGUCCAGGUGCAUCAUGGUCAUUUCUUUUACUUCCAGAUUCUAAAUUGUCUUAACACUCUUUUCUUUACAGGGGGUGACGGGUGGGGGAAGGAAAAGAAGGAUCAUUUUAGCUUGCCAGUUCAAAAUUUUUUAAAAAGCAUGCACUUUGUAAAACUGGUAUGCAUUAUAAACAGGAGACAACAACAACAAACUAGCAAUGGAACCAAUAAUCAAAAGCAAAUAAUCUCAUUAAUUUAUUAAAUGACAUUUUAUUUUUGUCAUUUCCUACAGUUCCAACAAUUUACCAAGCAACUGAAGUGUCAGGGGAAACUGGAAAAUUGUUGGAGCCUCAAAAUAUCAAUUUUAUUAUUUUCCUCUUAUUUAUACUAUUAUUAUUAUUAUUAUUAUUUUGUGCAGCAUCUACCUGCAUGAAUAGGAAUUCUAUUUUUGGAAUACUUGGAUAAGGAUGGGUAUGAAUAGGUGGAUGUCAUUUUUUUCCUUAAUAAACAAUGACAGGACCUUCCUUGUUUUAAAAAAAAUACAACAAAAAUUGUCUUUAAAUGCUUUUGAUUGGUAAAUAAGGGAAUGUUCAUGCUGGUCUCAGGAAGAGUUUCAAGGGAAAGUAUCUUGUGUUUUGGCCUACAGGGAAGUUGUAAUUCCCCAAAGAGUUUAGGUCUAAAAAUGCUGGCCUGUUGGCAGUGGGAGAUGAUAACUUCAAACUCAUUGGGGGGCGGAAAUCAUCUGGUGGUCUAAAUUCGAUCACUCCCUCUUCUGAUUCCCCAACUCUGCCCCAAAUAUCGUGUCCAUGUGAUCUUUUACUUUUGGAGAUUGUCCUACUUUCAUGUGCAGAGGCCUAUGUGCCUUGGUGUGCACAGUAGAGAUGCAAUUGCUGCUAAAACACCUAAAAAGAUUUGACUCAAUGAAAUUACAUCCCAACCAACAACUCCUCACAAGUGCCACCAACCCCAAGAAUUAGGGCCAUUUAACCAAAAGGGAGGAGGGGGAGAGAGAUACUUUAGGAGGGUGCCAGCACAGUUGUUUAUGCUUGGGCAAAUCUUCUGUAAAAUGAUGGAGGCAGACAAGAUGAUCUCUAAGGUCUCUUUCAGCUCUAUAUGCUUGAAUUUGUGUUUUCCUUCAGCCCCAAAAUGUACCUCCUGUCAUAAGACAAAGAGGAGGACAGGAGAGUCCUACCAGCUACCUUCCAAGCUAACUAAGCUAUCUCCUUUAACCUGUCCUUUGUCUCUGGCAAUUGCUUUCUUUGGGGAAAAAUACAUAAUCCACACUUGCAUACAUCCAUAUGUAUUAUGGAUUUUACACUCAGCCUGCAUAUACACAUACACAUGUUUAUUUGGGGGGCUAGUCAAUGAAAGUUUUCCAAGACUUUCCAGAGAACUUACUCAAAAUAAACAAAAGCAAGCUAGCAUGUCUUCAUAGGCCAUACCCAAUAUGGAAAAGAAUUUUGAAUGCAUCCUAUUUGAUAACUUGUAUAUGAAAACUUUCUAAAAAUAUAUUCUUUUUAAAAAAAAAAAUCAUCAUAACAGCCCUGUGGGCAAGGAGUAGUAUUCCCAUUUUGCUGAAGAAGAACCUGAGCUCCAGAAAAAACAAAUAGAAUCUGCUCACUAAGGUCCUGUGGCAAAUGAGUGGCAGAGCCUGGGCUUGAACUCAGGACUCAGAACUUCAACCUGAAGGAGGACCUCAAAGGUCAUGUAGUCCAACUUAUAACUAAUUAGCAAUUUCCUCUACAUUCCCAUCCAUCCUCUCAUUGAAGUCUCCCAAUCUACCAAACCUUAGAUCAAGGGUCUAAUCCAUUGUGUUACAAUCACCUCUUUUGGUGGUCUUCUGAGAGGAGAAGCAGCAACCCUUUAAUAGAAUCUUCUGCGGAGACCACUCAUACUUUUAUUUAAUUACAUUAGCCCAAAUGAUAGAAUUUGGAGAGGUUGUUUGGGUGGUGAACAUGGUAACAAAAACUUCAUGCUAUUGACAUUUCUGAGCUAUGGCUUACGCAUACCAGGGGUCAUAUUUUUAAAUUUAAAUUUAAUUUAAUGUUUCAAUAUUUCUUUCUACUUUUUCUUAAUCCUGACCCUCCACCCCUGACUCCAAUUUUGAGAAAUAUAUAGUGUAUAAGAAUAAAAAUGUGGUUUGAUUCUAUAUCUUUCUAAUAGAAAGACGACCUUUUACCUGUUAUGGCAUCUUGUCAUUAAGUAGGGAUUUUGUGUUAAUUUUGGAUUUGACAUCUAGAAGACCCUGAAAAGCACUUGACUUUUCCCCCAAGGUCUCAGAGUUGGCCACAUUUUAUUCCUAUGAAAUGAGGACCAUGAAAUGAGGAAAGAUGGGGCUAAAGUCACAUGAGGACUUAAGGUUUAAAAUCACUCCUUUAUCCACUAGGGAUCACUUCCUUCUCUUCUUCUAUGUUAGCAUGGUAGAACACUGGAUCUGUUAGGGAUCUUAGAAAAUAGAAUUUUAGUUCAUAAAAUAUGAAAUGUAAGAACCCAGAAUAAAAGGGAAACUUUAACCUCACCACCUAUAGAUAAAGAAACCAGAGACCCCUGACUCAUCCAAGACUGGACACAAUAAGUCAGUAGCAGGAUAGAUUGUUGAUCAAGGAAUCAACAUUUAUUGGUCCAUUUAUUUAUCAUCUACUGUGUGUCAAGCACUAUGUUCGGUUUUGGGAUACAAAGACCAAAAUUACAUGUACUAGCUUAGUUUUCUAGCCUUCUGUUCUUUCCAUGACACUACACUGUCAUGUUCAUAAAGUUUCCUACUAAAAAAACAAAGUUAAAAAAGUGUCCCUAUUAUCUCUGGUGGGAAUGUUUCUGGUGAGUCCCAGGGAAAAAUAAUGAGACACAUUGAAAGCACUAAUGAUAGAUUACUAUGUGAUAGGCUGGUGAGAGAACCAUGUUAGAGACUAAUUCUGAUAUGCUUUUGCUGGUUGGAAUUCUCUGGUUUUGGAGACCCAAGUUUAUUUGUGAUAUGUUGGAAGAGAAAAACAGUGAGAUAUAAGUGAGUUUUGUUAUCACAUGGUCUAAGUUUUGUCUCAAGCCAUGGAAUUGAAUAUUUCCCUAUUACAGAGAAAUUUGCCAGGGGUAGAGGCUUGUGAACUUGAGUCUGAAUGUAAGACUAGUAACUUCUCCCAGGCAUUUCUGGUUACUCUUUCUAAUGGGCACAGUGGUUUGGAUGACACAACCCAGCAGAUAGCUCUCCAUCAAUUCUGUUUGUUUUUGUAGAGAAAAAUGUUAGAUGUUUAUUUUAUUGUUUCUCCCAGCAGAUUUUUCUUUAACUGAGUUCUUUCUGGCUGACAUGAAUAAAACAAGAAACAUUCUCUGGGGCCAAUGAUGACUAGCUAGGGAGGGAGGAGAAGUGGUCCCAGAGCUAUAGCAGUGAAAAGCUAGCCUAAGACAGGGCUUGGUUGUGUAUUUGUUGUUUUAUGGGGUGCCCAUAGGAAAAAAAUAUUAUUCCUGCUCUUUUUGGUGUAUUGAUCAUUUGUAAUAGCAGAGUUGUGGAAUCAGAAGCUAGUCUGAGUAUUAGGAGGUAGUGGGGCAUGGAAGAUGGUGGUGGCAAAGUGAUGUAAGAAGAGCCAUUGAAAUGGACAGUCUUUUUCUCUUCAGUUUUGUUCACAAUAAGCCCAGAAGAUAAAUAAUUCUAUAAGAGUAGUAAAGUAAACAAAGAUAUGAGUUACUUGGGGGAUCAUAGAAUCAUUAAUGUUAAAGCUGGAAGGGACCUUAGAACAAAACAUGAAAUCAUAGAACAGAGAAUAUAAAACUUUGGCACAUGGAAUGUAGAAUACUAAGGCUGAAAGUUGAGAUCAUCUAAUCUAAGAGCUCUUAAAUUUUUGUGUGCCUCAUGGAUUGCUCUGGCAGUCUGGAAAAGCCUAUGGACCUAAGAGUAAUAUUUUUAAAAAAUAUAAUGAAAAAUAUUCAAUUUCACUUUGAAGUUAGCAUAAGCAUACAUUAAUAGAUAUGUGAUUUUUUUCUCAUUCAAGUUUACAGGCUCCUUGAAAUCUAUUCAUGGGCCUCAGGUUAAGAACCCUUGAUCUAGUUCAACUCUCAUUUAACAGAAAAGGAAAAUGAGUUCCAGUGAGUGGAGGCUACUUGCCGACGGUCAUGUUGCUGGUUAAUGGUAGAUCCGAGAAUUAUGGUUUUUAUCCCCCUGGGAAUAUCUUGUUAGAGACCUGGUUUCAAAAACUUUUCUGGGUCUCAUUUCUCAUCCCUUUCUCCUUUUGAGAUCACUUAAUUAUAUUACAUGGCAUUACUCAGACUGCUUCUGUUCUAAAUCUCAGAGAUGCCACAUUCUAGCAGGUUUCUUGGGAAUAUUCUUGAGGGUUCAAGUCCUAUUCCAAUCUUAUAUCCACAUUUCAAGGAUCACAGCAUUUCUAUGUCUUAGAAGGUAAUUUUCAUUAAGCUGGUAGAGGUAAAACCCCCAUCAGUCCUGAGGUCAACCUAUAGUCUGUCACUGGUCCAGUAGUCCAGUACAAGAUAAAAAAGAACUCCAAAUUCUAUUCAAUUGCCUAGAUGGCACAGUGGAUAAAAUAUUGGACUUGGAGUCAGGAAGAUCUGAGUUCAAAUUCUGCUUCUUGACAUACUAACAGUAUAACCCUGAGCAAGUCAGUUAAUAUAUCUGCCUCAAUUUCCUCAUCUGGAAGAUGGGGAUAAGCAUAGCAUCUCACUCAAAAGGUUGCAAUGAGAAUCAAAUAAGACAAUAUAUGUAUAGAUCUUUGCUAUCUAAAUGCUGGCUAUCCACAUCACAAUCUAUUCAUCAUUAACCCAUUCUUUCAUUGGCUGAGCCUUAUAAUUUCUCUCUUUGCCAAAGGAGAGGGCUGGACUAGAUGAUUUCUAAGGUCUCUUCUAGCUCUAAUAAUCUAAUCAGUGUCCUAAGAUCCAAUUUCUAGCUCUGACACCCUAUUAUCUAUGCUCUGACUUUCUAUAUAUUGCAAGGCUGCCUUCAUUACUGACAUUUUAUGUUCUAUGAUUUUUCCCCCCUGUGCUGAGGACUUUAAGACUCAGAUCACUUCAUAAUUACCUGUCACUGUAAACAAAGACAAAGUAGGUUUUUGUUUUCCCUCUCUCUAAUUAAUUUAGAGGUGACGCUACCAAACCACCAUCAAUAAGACAUGUCCUCUGCAUCAUUCAUCUUCAUUGAACUGAGCACAGAUAACAGGGAAAACCUAUCCUUGGGACAAGGAAAAUAAGAUGUGGUCCCUGCCCCUAGGCAGCUUACAGUGUAGUAGGGAAUAUAGGACAUGGACAGAAAAAUAUAAUUAAAGAGCAUAGGAAGUGUUAUGAGGACUCAGGAGAUAGCUCUUUGUAUAUCCCUCCUAAAUUGAAACCUGAAGGAUGGAGAAAAUUUAUAUUAGGGAAUAGGAGAGGUAGAGAGUCAUUUAAUUUUAGAAUUGGAAGGGAUGUGGCCUUGCUGAAAUCCUCCUCUUUUCUUCAAAGCCCAGAUUACCUGCCAUCUUCUGUGUAAAGCCUUCCCUGAACCUCUUCUCAGCCAACAUUCUCUGAGAGCUCUUUGCUUGGCCUCUGCUUUGCCCUGAACACAUUCCACCUUAGAAUCAUAUGUGCAUGUUCUUGUUUGCUCAAACAAUCAAUCAACAAACAUUUACGCAGCACCUACUAUGUGGUAGGCACUGGAUAUUAAAUUCUUUAAAGGCAGGAAGCCAUUUUAAAAAAAUCUCUGGGUUAGUAGCACUGAGCCAUGCACUUAGUAGGUUUUAUAUAUGUAUAGACACGUGACUGUGUAUACCUUUAUAUGCACAUAUGUAGAUAUGUACACACAUGUCCCAUAUAUUUCUAUUCAUAUAUAUUUGUAUAUGCGUGUAUAUAGGAUUAUAUUGAAUUCUAAUCAAUGGGAGAAAAUAAUCAAUGGGAAUCAUGCAAAUAUAGACACGAAGGAGGGAAUGGUUUUCCCUGUUUGGGGUCAGAGGCCAAUUUAUGGUCAUAGAAUAGAGCAAAGCUAAGUGGACCCAUAGAGGGUCUUGAAACCGUGACCUAAAUUGACCCCAUUAACUAUCUCACCAGCCACAGAUUACUUUCUGGGGUAACCAUUCUUUCCUUUACUCCAUCCCCUUCUCCCCCCCCCCCCCAAUCUGCUGGAAAAGUUAGCAAUAACUUAGUGGAAAAUAAGUUUAAAAGGCAAACAAACUGCUUAGUCAUUUAAUGACUAAAUGUUUAGUCAUGAAAGAAGCUUCCUAGUAUGAUGGAAAGAGCAGAGAACUUGAAGCCAAAAGAGAUUUGGAUUUGAAUCUUGCCUUUUUUUUUUUUUACUGGCUGUGUGACCAUGGACACAACCUUUUAAAGUCUCAACUUUCUCAUUUGUAAAAUGGGGAUGGAAAUAUAUGCAGAAGCUACCCUGCCACUGGUUAUUGCAAGGAUUGAAUGAAUUGAAGUAAAUCUAUUUGGAAAACUUAAAGAACUAUAAAAAUAUCAAUUAGUACUAAUAUAACAAUGAUCUAUGUAGACCUUCUACUGCACCAUUUUUCUAACCUCACCAUUUUCUUAUUGGGUGCUGGUCAGGAAGACCUGAGUUUGAAUCCUUCCUCAGGCACAUAUUUAAUAGCUAUGACAGAGAGAAGGGUUAAAAAAUGACUUGGGCAGGGCCAGUUUCCUUCUCUGUAAAAUAUGGAUAAUAAUAGUAUCUAUCUCACAAGGUUAUUGUGAGGAUCAAAUGAGAUAAUGUAUAUAAGUAGUGCUCUGCCAACCUUAAAGCACCAUGUAAAUAUUAGUUACUAAAUUAUAUAUAUAUAUAUUCAUAUAUCCACAUUGGCAACUCUUUUCAAUCUAAUUCUCCUUCUCCCAUGGUUAGGCCACCUAGACACUGGGGUUCCCCCAACAUAAUUUCUGAGAGUGUGACAGUAGAUAGAGGAAAGAAUAUCGGACUUAAUGUUUGAGCUAGGGCUUGACUAAGGUCGCAAAGGGAAUAAGUAUUGGAGGACCAGAAGUUCAAGUUAUUAAACUAGCUGAGUUCCUUCUUCUUAAACAAAUGGGAAUCAUUAUACCAGCACCACCUCCUUCUCAGGGUUCUUGUGAGAAAUGCACUUUAUAACUAUAUUGCUCUUUAUAAAUGCAAGCUACUUAUAAUUAUCAUAGUAUCAUCAUCCUGUGAUUAAUAUUUGCAACUAUUGCAAACAGCCACGAGACUGUUUUUAUGUAUCUUCUCUGCUGGAAUCUGAAUUGUAAAUACCCUCUGAUUUGUCAUCACUGGUGAUUUGUAGGCUAGGAAUACCUACUGGCAUUUUAUAACUUCUGUAGACAUAAGGGUUCUAGAGAAGGGAAGAAAUGUGGACAGUUACGUGGAAUCUACUCAUGGGAAGCCACCCAUUAAAACUCCAUCUAUAAAACAGGGGCAACAGACCCAUUAAUCGAGGCCCACCAGACAGUCAGUUGUCCUAGUGUCUGACAUCAAUUUCAAGAGCUCCUGGACACCAACCAAGAGACCUUAAAUAAGACCCAGGCAGGUAAUUUUUCUCUUCCUCUUACAGAUCUCAAAGUAGCUGUUUCUGGGAAAAUACAAUGACAUCAUCAUUAGCAGCUAAAAACUACUGAGCAUAAUGAACUGCCCCAGAGCUGCUAAAUGAUUUUCUCUUGAGGCCAGGAGGCAAAUCCUAUUGGGGGAGAAGGGAAUCACCCUGACUUGAAGUGUCUCACCUCAUUUUACUUUGUGUCAUAUUCUUUUUUCAUACUAGGACAUAAUUAGGAUAUCCAUUAAGGGUACCAGUGGAGGCAAUCAGAGGGAAGAAAUAUGUUGGAAUGUGCCCAGGCCAUUAAGGCAGUGGGCUUGGAAAUGUGUACACUAUGGAGAAGCUACCAUUAGGUCUGAGGGCGAUCUAUAAUAUUCCAGCUACCUGAGGCCAUAAGGCCCAGUAGAUCAUUGGUUUUAGAGUCAGAAGACUUGACUCGAAAUCCUGUCUCCACUACUGACAUCUUGUGUGAUCUUUGGCAAUUUACUUCUCCAUUCUGGGUCUCAGACAGUAACUUCAUUUUAUAGAGGAAGAAACAAGCUCCUUUCCAAAUUGAAGGCAUUAAGUACUAGAACACAUACUUAUCUUUGCACAAGUUGCAGGAAUUAGACAUGUUCUGUUUGGACCCCAAGAGUCAGAAUCAAGAACAAAGAAUGGGAGUUAAAAAGAGUCUAAUUUUGUCUUGGAAUCAGGAUAAAUUUCCUAGCAACUAGAAAUCUCUAAAAGUAGAAUGGGAUUCCUUGGGAGAUGGUGGGGUCUCUUUCCAGGGAGGUCUCCAAGCCAAGAUUAUAGAUUGUAAAGGGGUUUCCUAUUCAGGUAAAGAUAAACAGAUAUGAAGUGUGAUCCUGUAUUUGCCAUUCCCUCACUCCUCCCACCCCCUAAGAAGAAUGUAAGUUCCUUAAAGGCAGGGACCAUUUUUCUUUUUUCUUUGUAUCUCAAGUAUCCAGCCUAGUGCCUUGUACAUAGUAGGUGCUCAAUAUUUGCUUAUUGGAUAAAGGCUGGCAUUAGAGAGACAGAGUGGAAAAAAUACUAGCUAUGGAAUCAGAAGAUUGGUGUUUUAGUCUAUGCUCUACUAGUUAACAAAUACGUAAUCUUGGGCAAGUCCCUUCACCUUUGUUGGUGUCACUGUGCCCACUUUAAAGAGGAUGAAGCUAAUAUAGUGCUUUGUAAAUUGCUGCUCAAAUGGAAGCUUGUGAUGCCGGCAAGAGGGUAGCAAAGGAUGCUUGGAAAGCAGGUUCUUAAAUUGUUUGCAUAUCAUUUGCUUCUCUGGGGAAGCUUAUAGAUCUCUCCUCAGAAUAUUUUUAAAAUGUAUAAAAUUCAAUCCAUAAGUUAAUGAAAGAAACCAAUCAUAUUGAAAUAUAGUCAACAAAAUACUUUGAAGGAUCAAGUUCACAGACUCUUGGUCUUGAGGUCAAGAAAAAUGCUCGAGUAGUAAGUUGCUACCGCUGAGAGUAUCUUUUGCUGUGGGGAUGCAGGUUGAAAGGGGUUCUGUCCAAAGAGAAUGGACACUGUCAGAAUCAGUAAUCCCAUCCCCUGAGUAUGCUGGUUGGUUAACCUUGUUUCAUUUGGCCAUUCGGAUUGUCAACAGGUAAAAUGAAUGAAUUUUAGCUUUCACUGUACAGCAUGUAUUUUCUCAGGAAAUUGUAGUUAGAUAAUAUUAUAGACUUUGCUUUAUGUAAAACAAGACUUAAAGGGGAAAUGGUUAGUAAAUUGGAUCUUCCAUUUUAAUGCCCCGGGGAGAGCUGUUUCAGAAGGUGGGGUGGUAUAGUGAAAAAACCCAACAACAACACUAUACUGAAUUCUGGGUCUGGUUCUGGCCACAAAUGUGUUGCGUGACCUUGGGCAAGUCAUUGGAAACUCCUGAGUUUCACUUUCCUCAUUUGAAAAGAGGAGUGUUGGAUCCAAGCAGGUUCUUCUCUAAGAUCCUUUCCAACUCCAAUAUUCUACAAACCUAUUUAAAGGCGUCCUAUGGUACUCCUUUGGCUAAGCAAAUACAGCUUUUGUAAAGUGAACUACAGUUCUCUCAUUUGUUUAAUUUCCUUUAGGUGGCUAGGUGGCGCUGUGGGUCGUGUAGGACUUUGAGGCAGGAGGGCUUGAGUCUGGAUCCUGCCUCAGACUCUUAGGAGCUAUAUGAUCCUGAGCAAGUCCCUUAACUUAUGUCUGCCUUAGUUUCUUCAGUUGUCAUGAGGAUUAAAUGAGUUAAACAUAUAUAAAGUGCUUUGCAAAUCUUAAAGUGUUUUAUAAAUGCCAGCUAUUAUUAUUGUUGUUGUUGUUGUUAAUAGUAUUUCAUAUGAAAGGCUAGGGUGGAGCAGGAAACUCCUGCACCAUUUUCACUUGUAAUUAGAUUUUUAUACAAUGGGUUUGUUUUGUAAAGCAGGUAGUAACUGCACAAUAAAGGUGAAUUAUCUAGGGUGGAAGAGGUUCUAUUCCCUUUCCUUAACCCUAAGGAAUCAGAGUGCAUCAGGCACUAGAUCACAGGAUUACUGUGGACUAUCUACAAUACGAGGGAGAUGGGAUAACUGAUAGGAGCUGGUUAGUGUGGAUAACCUUGGAAGCAGAGACCAGCUAACAGCCCCAUCAAGGAAGAAAUGUGAGGCAAGUUAGCUCAUUUGAAAUGCAACCGUGAAUGUUUUCUGAUAGUUGCUUUGGUUUGACUGGUGAUCAGUGGUGAUCCUUAAUAAAUUAAAUAUAUAAGCUUUGAUUGCAUACUUAGGAAAUGCAAACACAGGUUAUCUAAAUCAAUGGGAGAGAAUAACUAACUGUUUGUUGUACUGGGGACAACUUGUAUCCCUGAGAAGCACAACCAGUUCCAGUUUCAAGUAGGGAGCUGACUUGGAUCUAUUCUGGGACCAUAGUGCUCAAAAAGAUUCUCAGCAUAUACAGAAAUUUCACACAGGUUUGGGAUUCUGUGGGGUCUAAUAUUUUAUACUAGGGAGCAACGGUCAGUUAACAUACCUAUCCAUUUCUCCCGUCCAUCUACCCAUUUAUCUAGCAUUCGUUUUCGUAUUUCUUUCUGUAGGAUCAUUUGCUCAGAGUAAAUAGACGGUGUCAGAGACAAAGAGAUCCAGGGAAAGUGUGUUACUAUCUCUAAUGUAUUAUAAGCUUCUAAAAGGCAGAGAGGGACCAAGCACUACCUUAAAUUACAUUUUUCUAUGUAUAUGUUGUAUCCUUCCUCACCUCUAUUUUAUCCCCAAUAGAAUAUAAGCUCUUUGGGGGCAGGUACAGAAUAUAUUUCUACUCUUUGUGUUGUCAGAACCAAGUACAGUGCCUUGCACAUAGAUAGUUAGGUUGGGGUAGUGUAAAUAACGAGUCUCCUGAAGUGGUCAUGCUAUUUGGAUUUAUAUUGCAUAUUUCCAUUGGACUGGAUCCAAUUACCCUAUUCUACAUAAUUAUAACUUUUAAUAGUGCAAAUUUGGAUACAUGCUACCAUUAGGAGAUUCAUUAUUCACACUAAUUGGGAUCUAACUGUAGUAGGUUCUUAAUACACGUUUGGUGAAUUGGUAUAAAAUAACUAUAUUAAAAGACAGAAUGAAAGACUUUACAGAGGAGGGAGUAUUUGAGUAAGGAUUUGAAUAAUAAGUAGAAUUUGAGUAGGCAAAGAUGUAAGCAAUGUCAUUGAAAAGUGACUUUGUAACACUUGUUAAUACAAAGGUACAGAGGAAAGAAAUCACAAGUUCACAGGAGGAGUCUUUCUAAACCUUUGAAUACCCAAGGCAAAGUAGGAAGAGCGGGAGAUCAAGCUAGAAACUCUAUUGGAACCAUAUUGGGUCUGAGAGCAAGGGCUUGAAUGCCAGGCUAAAGAUUUUGGACUUUAUUCUAUAAGCAAUGAAGAGUCACUCUGAAAGCUUUGUGAUAUAAUCAGAGUUGUGCAUUAAAAAGAUUAAUCUGGCAUGGUGUGCCAAAUGUAUUAUUGGUGAAUGGGUGACUCUACAUUUUUAUGCCAAGAUAUUAACAAAGUUCUAAACUUAGCUGUUUUAAAGGUUUAAUAAAUACCUCAGACACUCACUCUAAUGUACUUGCAGGAAUAUAUCACAGAACUGUGCUAAUGGUUAGAAGAUCAAAGCAGAGUCCUUCUAAAACCUCUAAUAACUCCUUUUGGAUGGAACUUAAAAUGGAUCCAUUGUUGCGUCAGUUUCUAUCUUUGAUGGGUAGGUAGUGUGUUGGGAAAGCUACAUUAUAGAAUUCAUGAACUUAAUCAUUAUUCUUCUUUACUGGGAAAUAUUAGCUUCUAUUAUAUCUCUAGCUAUAUUGUUAUAAGUAAAGUGGGAAAAGUUUCCCUUGGUAGUUGUUUAGUAAAUUAUUCCUUUGGAAAGGGGGUCAGGAGUUGUGAAAUAAAAACAUUCAUUAGGAUAUUUGAUUAAAAUCAAAAUAAACUCAUAUGAGGGAAGAGGCAUGGUGUGGUUAAAGGAGAUUAGGACUAGGAGUAAGAAGAUCUAGGCUGAUGAGAUGAUAUUUAAUGGGAGGAAAUUUAUGUUAUUGGGAAAAGUUGGCAAAAGUGGAAUAAGCUGUUCUGGAAAGUGAUGAGUUUCCUGUUACUGUCAAGCAAAAGCUUUAAACUUGAGUUCAAAAUGAAUAGUUGUACAAGUUUUAUAUAACUGCCUAGCUUAUGGUCCACUUAAAUUCUUAGAUCUUUUCAAGAUAAAUUCAUCAAGGCAUCCAUAAAACAUUGCAAGUUAAUAAGCACGAGGUUAAGUGUUGAGAAUAAAAUAAAAUAAAAUGUUAAAGUCAGUCCCUGUCCUCAAGGAGCACGCUGUCUAACAGAUUCACAUGGUCUUAUGCUGCUUCGAUAUAGGUAUAGUUAUCAGGUGUGGGGAACAGGGAGAAAAGAAUUACAUUCCAGAUGUGGCUUGACUAAGACAAAGGUCUUUCUUUAGUUAUGUGAUCUAUAUUUUAGAAAGAACUUUGAUUAGUUGGUGGUCAGCUUGGAUAGGAACUAAAGAUAUUUCCUCUGGAGAAGAGAAGACAGUGAGCUCAUGAUCAUUUUUUUAAAGCAUCCGAAAGAUUGUUUGAUGUUCUGCUUGAUGCCAGAGGGGAGAACCAGGGUGUGUGUAAAAUAUUUAUUUUAGAUUUCUAGUGUUUCUUUAGUAUGAUGAAACCUGGGGAAUCUUAGGGUUAAUUUAGAUUGCUCCAGAUGUGAAACCUUCUGCCUCCCAUCUGUUCUUUGCAAAGGACCUGUAGGUUAGGUUCAUCGACUAUGCAGUGCAAGAAGGGAAGUAAACCUCUAGGGAAAACUGUGGUUAAUGGCUUCCAAAGGAGCAUGGUGUAGCAGGAGGAGCACUGGGAGGGACUUGGCAAGGUCCAGGAGCAAACCCUAGGUUUCCUGUGUGACUUUAGGCAAAUAACUUCCCCUUUUGGGGCCUCAGUUUCCCUAACUGUAAAAUGAGAGGGUUGGACUAAAUGAGUUAUUAUGUCCUUUCUAGCUAUAACUACGAGUCCAUUGUUACAAGAUAGAUCUGAGGAUCAGGAAGCAAUCCAGAAAGAGGACUUGCUCCCUUAAACUCUCCCCUUAUUCCAGCUUUCUGCAAGCUUAGCUGCCUGGGCUUUAAUCAUCACAGUGCCACAUUUGGGUGGCUAAGUAUAGCCUAGAAAUAUUACCCCAAGUGCCUUCUGCUUCAACUGUCUUUCCUCCUGUUAAAAGACACACACACACACACACACACAAACACACACACACACACCAAUAACACCACCGCCACCAUGUGACAUACAAAUACUAUAAUUAACCCAAAGCCCAGAGAAUUUCAUUUUCCCUCCCUAAUUUCUCUGACAGCUGCCCCACCCCCUAGUCUUAAUCCUUUCCCAUCCUAUCCUGUAUCCUGACCAUGGAUAGAUACAGGUGGCACUUUUGUACCCUGCUACCCAUCAGAAGCUAGAGAAAAACAAUAACAAAUAUACCACCGCUGAAAACUCACCAUGGAUUAAUGGUGUAAUUUAGGUAGUAAUUAAUAUGCACAGUUCCAAGCUGCAUUGUCCUCCCUCAGAAUGAGUAAUGUCAGACAAAUAGCAACUAAAGCGAAUCCAUCAGGCCACAGGAGCUGUUUGCCAUUAGCUUCUGCAGAGUAAUUGAAUCUCCAAUGCAUCAUCUCCCCACAGCCAGGAGGGCCAAUCCAGGCAGCCCAGUCCUUGAUUAAUUAAUUGCUUAUCUCUGGUGUUGAGUGGGCACCUGGAGAAGUUUGUGAUACCUUCCUUCCUCUUCUCUGGGAGACCAGGAGUGGGGAAGAGCUGGAGACUUGAGGGAGAAGGUAGAAGGGAAGAGCCGACAAAAGAAAUGAUUCUUUUUUCUCUCCUUGAAACAAGACAUUGAGAGAGGCUGACAAUUUUCUUUUCCAUCCAAUUCAUUUAUCCACUUGCCUUUUAGCAGGAAGACUCUAUUGCUACACAUUUCACCAUCCCACCCUUAGUUAGAUGUGAAGAGGUCUAGAGUGGAACACUUAUAAUGACUAGAAGAGUUUAGGGCAAAGAGAUUCCUAGUAGGAGCUCUAGAAGGUCUGGGAACAACAGCAAUAAUAAUAAUGAACAGCAAUAACAUUUAUAAAGUGCUUUAAAUAUUUACAAAGCACUUUGACUGUUAUAAUAUUAGAUGUUUAUUGAAAUGGAUCAUCUCAAUUGUAGAAAUCCAUCAUAACUAUCCAAAGGAUCAUAAUUGUGGAUGCUUAAUUGCUUAUUGAUUGCCUGAUGGCACAAUAGAUAGAGUUUUGGAUGUGGAAAUAGGAAGAUGGCAUUUCAUAUCCUAAUUCUGACAUUUACUCUUUGUGUUAGCCCAGACAAGUCACGUAAUCACUUACCUUUCUUUUACAAAUGAGGAAACAAGUCAAAUACUUGGUUUUUGGGAAGAUCAUAGGGCUUUUGGAAGGUCAAAUGCAAUAAUAUGUAAAGCACUUUGCAAACUUUAAAACACUAUAUAAAAGUCUGUUAUUCCCUGAUAGCCCUACUAUAACCCUAGAUAUAUAGAGACAUGAAUUGUUCUAAUCUUGGAAUCCCAUUAUAAUCAUCAGAAGAGUUCUAAACUUAGCAUAGUAGCAUGCUGGCCUUGGAGCCUGGAUUGUCCAAGUUCAAAAUCAUGCCCAUUAUUUGCUAGCCUUGUGAUUCUAAAUGCAUUGCGUAUCUUCUUGGCAUCCUCAUUUUACAGGUGAAGAAAUUCAGACACCUGUAGUGCUUACCUCUAAAUUGCUAUGGGGUGAAUCAGUUGAGAUAAUGUACAUUUACAAACUUGAAGAAAUACUGAAUAAAUGGCAGUGAUUAUUACUUUGGAACCAAGGUAACUUCCAAGAUGGGUCUUACUUUGGAACCCUGGCAUCACCACCAAAAGAAAGGGUUUCUGUGAAGAUAAGAUUAACUUUCUUCUUGUCUAUUUUUAACUAAACAAAUCAAGAACGUAAAGUAUCCCUACUUGACACUAAUAUAUAGGACCAUUAUUGUAAGAAAUUAGACGUGACAACCACAUACCCUUCAAACCUUAUGGUACCCCAUUUUUCUCCUUCAAAGUUAACUGGCAAUGGAUAGAAUAUAGGUCAGUGUUUUUGCUUUAUACUAAGAAGGAUAUAUGUUAUAAUUGAUAGGGCACUGGACUUGAAGUAAAAAAGACCUGGAAUCAAAUUCUGCCUCAGUUACCUGGUUGGGAAAAAUGAGAGUAUUGGCCUUAAGGUUCCUUUUUCUCAAAAAUCUUACCCUAAGACCCAUGACAUGUUGAAUUUUUUUUCUUUCUAUAACAUGUGAUUAAGAAGAAUGGGGCAAAUAUUUUCAUACAUAGACCAAAAUCUUUUUGACUGUCUGAUCACUGCUCCCUUCCAAGUUGUCCCUAUGGUAGGACAUAGUAUGAUUUCAAGGAUGCUGUCCUUCAGAAUGACCUUCAGAAUUUGAGCUCUUUUGAAUUUCCUUGGGGGUAAGAAAUUUUAUUCUCGGAGUAUAAAUGUAAUGUUUGGAUGUAACCAAGAGUCAUUGGGAAUCAGUUUUGAUGAAUGAGAUGGAACGAGAUCAGAUAAAGAAAUUCCAUGUGGGGCCAUAUUGAAACUACCUUCAGCACUAGUUAUUGGAAAAAAAUUAAAGGGUAGUCCUAAAAUCAUCAAUGCUGCUACCACUGCUCAAAGCAUAGGUAUGAAGCCUUCCAAGGGAACUAUUCAGGAAGGGACAACACUGGUUUUCCUGACACACCAGAACUUAUACAUUCUCUAUACCAGUAAAUACUUCAUGCAUUUGUGUGAUAAAAGGAACACAAAUGAGUCUUUUAUUUUAAGUCCUACAUUUGUACAUAGAAUGGGGUCUUUGUUUCCUCUUUUAUAACAUGAUGGGUUGGACUCAAUGAAUCCCAAGGCUGACAGAGGUGAAAUGACUUACCUUAGAAAUCAGAGCUGGUGGGUGGUAGACCUAAGACUAACAUCAUUUGUCUCCUGUCUGCCCUGCCAGUUCUUGUUCCUCUAGGCCCCUUUUAUUUCUUCUCUUGCCCUUGGUAUUUAAAUUACCAUACUCCCUCUCAAAGAGUCCCCACAUGUCACUUUUUAGGCCCAGAUGGAGGGCACCAGAGGGGGGAUUUGGGAAGCCACCAGUAUUUUGGGGGGUGGGAAGCCAGCUCUUAAAAUAGGAAGGCUACACCAGAUGGUUUCCACUCCUAGCCAAAGCCAAGUUGCAGGUUUGGCAGCAUGGCGCCACCCAGGACAGCCACACCUCACCCUGGGAAGGAGGCUGGUGGAGACGAUGCAGAGGAAGAUGUUCUUGGAGCAGGGAGAACAGCAGCUGGGAGGUGGGACUCAUCCAUCUUGCUCCAAGCUCUGCCCCUAAAUUUGGGCCAGAGACUUUUCUGGGUGUCAGGUUGCCCUUGAAAAAGUAAAUAGAGGACAGAAAGGCUCAUGGGAUAAGCUCAAACUUAGAACCACAGAGUCAGAUAAAAAUAUAUAGUUAGAAGCAAGGUCAUAUAAGUCAAGCUGAAACAAAACAGGCACCCGCUCUAUAAAAAUGUUCAGCCUAUGCUACCUCCUAAAGUGGGAAAACUUCUAAGUCACACCAUCCAACUUUGGGAUAGCUUCAAUAUGAAGUUUUCCCCAUAUGUUUAGCUUAAAUCUUCCUUUCUUUAGAUUUUUUUUUUUUGCCCACUGUACCUACUUCUACUCUCUAGGGCCAAGUAAGACAAUAAACCCUCUUCCCUAUGACAGUCCUUCAAAUAACUGAAUCUGUCAACCAAUAGGCCAAUAGGCAUCUGUUGUUGGUUAAUUGAUGAUAGAUAUCAAAUCCUCCUUCUUUGUGCAAUAUCCUUGGUUCAUUCAACUGAUUCAUAUAUGUUAAGAUGUCUACUCCUCUCCCUACCCUGGUCUGUAUGUUAUGGAAAUGUCCUAGCUUAAUAAUAAUUGGCAUUUAUGUAGUUCCUUAAGGUUUGCAAAGCAUUUUACAUAUGUUCUCAACACUGUGAGGUAGAAUCCUAUUGUUCUAGUCGUUGCCCUUAUUUUACAGAUGAAGAAAGUCAGGUUUAGAGAGUAUAUGUGACUUGUCCAAGGUCAUGCAACUUGGAAAUGCUAGAGGCAGGAUAAUGAACCCACAUCCUUCUGAUACCAAAUUUAGCAUUCUAUCCAUUGCACCACCCUCUCUCUCACCUUGGCAAUGUCUGUAUGCAAUGCUGGUGCUGUGGAUAUAAUUAUACCAAAGAGUACCAAAUGCCCAAGUGUCUUAAAAGGGCAUCUCAUUCUUUAGCCCACUAGUGAUGACAGAAUUGGAGAAUGAUAUUCAUUAAUUGAGUUCUGUUGAUUUGAAACCGCAAGUGCACCUAUAAACAAGUGAACAACUGGGGCAACACAGUGGAUAGAGUGCCAGGCCUGGAGUUGGGAGGGCCUGGGUUCAGAUCUGGCCUCAGAUACUUCCUAGAGGUGUGACCCUGGGUGAGUCACUUUAUCCUGAUUGCCUAGCCCUUACUACUCUUCUGUCUUGGAAUCAAUAUACAAUAUUGAUUCUAAGAUGGAAAGAAAGGGUUUAAAAAAGCAGGAAGUGAACAACAUAGCUGUACUAUUUUAUUUGCUCCGUCGGUGUUGAAAGAAGAGAAUUGUCAUAUUUGAGUUGGGGUGGCUAUAAAGGCUCCAUGGAAGAGGCAGUAUUGUAGCUCAACCACAAGUCAAUGAAUGGACGUCAGACUCAGGGGAGUGAGAAGGAUGAGCAUGUCAUAUAAAGAGAGUAGUAUAAAGGUGUGGAGGAAAGAAAGUACAGGGUUUGUUUUAGCAAUGAAGUCAUCCAGUUUAAUGAGAACAGAGAGGGGACUGGAAAGGCUGACUGGGCCAGAACACAAAAGACCUUGAAAGCCAGAUCUGGACCUUAAAGCACUAUCUAAAUGUUUGCCAUCAUUAUUAUCAAAGUGAUUUUCAUGAUCUAAUCUAAUUUGGUUCUCAGAGCAAAUCUCUGACCUAGGUAACACAAACAUUAUUAGCUACUGUUUUACAGAUGGGGAAACAGGGUCACAGAAAGUCAAUGACUUAUUCAAAGUUAUAUAACUCUAUUCUAAGUAGCUGAGUCAGGAUUUGAACUUUGGGUCCUGUGUUCCUUCUGACUUCAAGUCUAGUGACUAUGAGGAUCAUGUCAUUCUCUGGUUUAAGAGACUUCUAUUGCUCUUCAUCAUCUACAGAAAAAUCUUAGGGACAGUAAUCAAUAAUUAAGAGGAUAUUAUAAUGGUCUGGCUGAGGAAUUCUGAGGGCAUAUUUAUUGAUACCUAUCUCUUCUGCAAAGAAGAAUUAAUAUUAAUAGGUCUUAAUUUCAGAUUUAAAUUUAUCCUUAAAUUCAUUUCUACAAGUAAGAGUUCUCCAGUCUACUUGGUUAGGAGAAUGAUGAUACCGUUAACAGAAAUUAAAAGGUCAGAUAGAGCUGUUGGUUUGAGGGUGGGGAAUGAAUGGUACGUGUGAUGAAUCUGGCUUGAAACCUCUUAUAAGGUUGAAAUACUAGUGGAUCAUCCAUGUAGAGACAGGCAGUAGGCUUUCUUAAGUUAAGGACGGGAACAAAGAUGAGAAGACAAGUCCAGGGAUUCAAGCCCUCCUUGGUACUGAUGCUAGUUCACUGCAUAGAAGUGACAGUUGAAGUAGAGGGAAUGGAUGAGAUCAUCAAAGGAGAGCUUGUCUAGAAAGGAAAGGAUGAAGACAAUACCAACAUGAUGAAGAAAGAAAACAAAGGUCAUUGAAAGAGAAGGAGGCAUUGUUUGAAGAGUAGAACAAUGAGAGCGCAUUCAAGCAAUGACAGAGGGCAGUUUCAUGGAGGAACAUGAACAGUGUAAAUACUUUCAAGAAGUUAAGAGGGAUGAGGUCUCAAAACAAACUAAAAUUAAAAAAAAAAAACCUCCAUGCCCUUGGAUUUGGUACUAAAGAGAUCAUGACCUACCAUAGAGAGAACAGAUUCAGUAGAGUACAUGAGGCAGAAACUAGAUUAUAACAGCUUAAUAAGUGGCUAUUGAACUGACCUGAAACUGUGCUGAAAGGAAGGCAAUAAAUGUGGAAUUCUUCUAGAAAUAUGGCAGUGAAAUAGACAAGAGAUAAGAUGGAAGUUCAAGAGACAGCAUGUUGGGGAGCGUUGUUGUUUUUGUUAGGAAAGGGAAGGAAAGAGUCGAGAGAGAUAAGAGAGAGAGAGCACAGUGCAAAGCAGGGUGAGGAGGGCAGACAGCUUCAGGUGAGACAGAGAAAGAAUGAUUAAUGGAUCAAGGGCCUAAAGAAGACAGGAAGGGAUGGGAUCAAGGGUGCAGGCUGAGAUCAGAGGGAAGGAGAGGAUGGAGGAAAGAGGCAGUGCUCUUUGGAGCUGGAGAGGAGAGAAGUGAAAGGAGGAAUUACGUAUUAAAUGUGAAUGAGAUAUUUUGGUCUGUGAGGAAGAGAAAAUGUAAACAAAACUAAACCUCUUUUUGGACAUAAUUCUCCUUUGCCAACACUGCUUCUUUAAAACUUAUUUUGUUUUUCUUGAUUCUUUUCCUCUGAAUUCCUCCUUCCUGCCUGCCAUUGCAUUCUUCACCCUCAUGACUAAAUCAUUUGUCAACUUUUGCAUUAGAUCACUCGGGCUUAAAAAAAUCAUUGUUGUAAAACAUAUUUGCACAUGAAUUAUAUUUAGAACUAUAGAGCUGGAAGGGAUCUUGGAGAUACUCUAGUCCAACAGCCUACCUCCUUUAUUUGGCUGAGAAGCAAACAGAAGCCAAAUGAGGUAGAGGGACUUGGAAAGCUAAUGUAACCUUUGAAUGACAAAAUUCAGCCUUCUGACCUCUUAGACCAGGGCCGUUUCCAUUAUACCACAAAAGAAUUAGCACAUGUUACCAAUUAUCGUUACAUUUCAUGAGCCAGAAACAAAUAUCAUUCAUAAAUAGUCAAUUCCAUUGAAAUAACUGGUGGGAGGUAGGGUGGUGGAAAAUAUUCCUUUACCCCAUAACUUGUUUUUCAAUUCAUUUUUUGGUUCUGUGUUUCCUUCUCAUGUUUUGGCUAUGAUUUGCUUCCCCCUCCUGGUGAAAUCCUCAGUUGAUUUUCAUGUCAGAUUCCAUAUUUAUCUUGAGUAAACUAUUUCAGUCAUUUCUUUGAUGUGGAUCAGGAUGUUUCCCUUGAGUCUUAUGGUCAGAGCUAGGGGCCAUAUUUUGGAAAUAAUAUAGUACUUGAGCUAGCUUGUGAGAAGAGACUGACUGGGAUGAUGAAAAAUCCAAUAAUCAUGUCACAUCAGAAACAACUGAGGGAACUGGGAAUGUUUAGCUUGGCAAAAAAUGUUUUGGGGGGCUGUGAAGAGUGGUCAUGACAGCUCUUUCCAAGUAUUCAAAGGACAAUCAUGUAAACUUGGGAUUGGAUUUGUUCUGUUUGACCUAGAAGGGCAAAAUCAAGAACCAAGGGUAGAAGUUGCAAAGAUAGUUUAAGAAAAACUUCCUAACUAUAAGGUGUUGUAUCUUGAGGUCACCCAAAGGAAGUAACAGGUUCUCCCUCACUAGAGGUCUUCAGGCAAAGUCUACCACUUGUCUCGUAUUUUGUAGGGAGUUAUAUACAUAAGUAUUGAACUAUAUGGUCCCUUCUAACUUUGAGAUUCUGCAAUCCAGAGAAUCUGGGUAACAGUGCAAUGUGUAAUACUGCCACUAAAAUGAAAAUGAAACAAAAAAAAGAAAAUGUCAAUAACAAUUUUGUUUAAAUUUUUAAAUCUCUUUCCAACUAAUUAUUCAAUUUCUAUAUUCCCAAACUAGUUCUCAUUACCCAGGUUGAAACUUUCCCCAGAUAUCUUGAUCUGGAGAAGAGAAGUCUCAGGGAAGACAAAAUGGUGGGCUUCAAGAAUUUGAAGGACUGUUACAUGAAAGAGUUAGACUUGUUUUUUUGGUCAAAUUAAGAACCAUGACUAGAAGAUGCAAAGAGUAUUCCAAUUUAGUUUUAAGGUCAGGGAAAACAUCCUAAUAAUUAGAAUGGUUCUAAAGUAGAAUGAUUUGGCUCUGGAGAUAGUGAGCUCCCUCUCUUUGGAGGUCUUCAAAUCAGAUAAUAUAUGCAGAGUGCUUAGCAUAUUGCUUGGCACACAGUCGGCCCUUAAUAAAUGCUUGUUCUCUUGCCUUAUCCGUUUUUUAAGCAGAGAUUGACAAACUACUUGCUGAGUAUGUUAUAGUGGAGUCUGUUUUGAGGGAAUGGUUGGGGACUAGAUGGCUACUGAUUUACUUUCCAACUCUAAAAUUCUGUCAUCCAUAAUUGAUGAAAGAGGUAAAAAGGCAACUGGUAUUCAUACUCCCAGAUCUUGAGGAGUUUCCUGGAAAAGUCUCUCAGGUGCAACCAUUGUGAAUGUUGCUCUUCCCUAAAUUCUCCAUAAUUACUUCUUCUAAGUAUGGGAUGAUGCUACCAAUAAGUAGAUGAUUGGCACAGGUACACACGUAUAGCCAAGGCUAGUGGAGAUCUUAAUAAACAAGUCACCUAGAGUCUUAGAUCCUCAAUUUCCUUCUAUGUAAAAGAAGCAAGUGAAAUGAGGUGCUUUCUAUGAUCCAUUCCCACUCCAAGACUUUAUGAAUUUAUUUUUAGUGGAAAUCAUGUACUUUUGGGGAGGUUAGACUAGAUGCCCUCUUAUGUCUCUUUCCUUUGUAAGACUCUGUGAUCCUCUGACUCAUUCUCAUCAAUCAUUUUCUUCUAUUAAAAGACUUCCUAGCAUCUAAUCUCAGGACUUCCCUCUCUUGCAACUUUAGAGUGGAAUUGGAAGCAAAGUAGACUUCCAUUAAAGUAGACUGGCUUAGCAGACCUAGGCAAUACUGAAAACUUAAGACUUGUAAAACAGAAUCAAUCUACAAACACUGGGGCAAACUUCAAUCAGGGACUAUAGGACUUUGAAAGACACAGAUGAAAGGAAAUGGGAAGAUUGAAGAGAGUUACCUUCAUUGUUCUACUAGAAGAAUAGCCAGGAAGAAAUCUGAAAUAACGUUCAUAGUGACCAACAAAGCUAAUUCUCAGAACUAGAAUACAAAAGACUUUUCCUAGAAAUCUGGGUGCUGGAUUGAUAGCAACUUUUGACUGUUGAUCACAGAAGUACAAUAAAACUUUAAGUAGAAUGCUCAGUUGGGUAAUUGAGGGGAGGAAGACAGGAUGGUAACACUUUUUUUUUCCUAACGAAAUGACUGUUCCACCCCCCCCCCCAUUUUCUUACUUUCUUUUCUUUUCUUUAAAAAAACAAACAACAACAUCAAAACAACUUUACCCAGGUUUCAUUGCCAUGGGAACUCUCAGUAUGAUAAUUUCUUCCACCUACUGGCAACUCUUCUUCAUUUUAAAGUUUUAAAAUGUUCUGGAACCCUGAGAGGGUAAGGGAUUAGUCCCAUAGGCAGUAUAUAUCAGAAGGGGAACUUGAUUCCAUGUAUCAAUCCAAGUCCAGGACCCUACACACUGCAAUGCUGCUUCUUAACUGAGGGCAAAUCUCUCUUUUUUUUUUUUAACUUUACAAAAUAGACUCAUGCAAGGAUAAAAAAAAAUUAGAGUUUGAUAAACAGCCAAGAUACUAGAUUUAUUUUAGAUUUAUUCAGGAUCUUAUAAGAUCUUGGGGGAACAUCUUGGAAUGUCUAUGUUCACUUGACUUCAAGAUGUCACCUUAGCUGCUUGUUUUGAUUUAAUCCCUAAAAUACACUUGUCUGCUCCAAUUCUUAAAAGAAAGGAAGGAAAAACAAGAAUUUCAUUACAUUGUUGGUUCUGGCUUCCUGGGGUCUGGUUCAUUGACUUUCUUCCAUAAGUCAAUAAAUAGAUCCUCAGAGAAGAAUCAGACAUUUACCUCUUCCCAUGGUGGAUCCUUCAGUCCUUGAAGAGUUUUGAUGGUUGCCAUUUGGCUGGAAAGGGGACCAUGAGAGAUUAUCCUGUUCAUCUCUUUGCCUAUUUAAAGAGAUCUCUCCUAAAUAGUUCCAGUAAGAUACUGCAUGGGAAUUUUUACAAAUCUGGUCCAGGGAUGUUUAUUGACUAGAAUGCUUGAUAACUUUUUCCCAUGUUUUAUUUCCUCAGCUCUUCCAAGUGGUGUUCCUUUGUUGGUAGUUAAGAACAGUUCACAUUCAUAUGAUACUGUAACAGUUUACAAAGGGCUUUCCUUACAAAUGCCCUGUGUGGCAAAUCCUGAAAGUAUUCUUAUCCUCAUUUUUUUUCAGAUGGGGAAAUUAGGUCUCAAAGAAGGGAAGUGACCUGCCCAAGGUCACUCAGCUAGUCAGUAUCAGAUCUGGAACUUGAACUCAGUUCUUUGGGCUCAGUCCAGACCUCUUUCUACUAUACUGUGUUGCUAAUCUGGGUUUUUGGCCACAACUUACUCAGUGUUUAAAUCCAGAUUUUUAUCCUUUGUGAUUUUAAACUAGUCAACAGGAAGGAAAACUUUCUAGUUGUUCCCAGCAGGCCAAGAGAACACAGAUACUUUCUCUUUAAGAUACAAUUUCUUAUUUUAACUAGCUGUUUUCUCUCUGAGGUCCAAGGAUAUAAACUAUUUCCAUUUGUGAUCUCCUGGGGGGGGGGUUCUUUUAUGAAAGUUUUCUUUCCAAACACACUCACUGAAAUAAUUGUGUACUCAUGGGAGAUUAUUUGGGGGUGGAAAGGGUGGGGGGUAGUAAAUUCCUUGUGUUCAUUUGAGGUGUAUGUAUGAAGUGUAUUGACUGGGCAUCUUUUGGGUCUUGUGAUUUUUGGUGCAUUCCUAGAGGAUUCUAAUGAAUGUGUAGAAGAGAACCUAAAUCCAGUACCUUGUUGGGCAGCUGAAAAGCCCUUAUCAACUGUCUCUGACCUGGACAUACCACCAAAAUAUUUCUUUAGGGAAAUAUCUUGAGAGGGAAUUCUUAAAGCUUUUGUCCAGAGCCCUGCCAACCACACCAAGGAUCACCAACAUCCAGGACGACAAGGGAUCCAUCACUCACCCUGAGAAAAUUUCUCCCAAGGAAUUGUGUCUGGGGGUGUAUUGGGACUUGAGGGAUGCAGGCUGGUUGUCAGCCCCGUGGAGGAGGGACACAUCUGACUGAGCAAGCAGAAAACCAGGGAUUCUCACUUGACUACAGAGAACCAAACUUCAAAGAAACCUGAUUGUGUUUGUUUGUUUGUUUUCUGUUUCCUUUUCUGGCCUUCUCCCUUAUAUGGGGAGGCUGUCUUCACAAAUGGCCUUAGAAUGCCGUUCUGAAGUUAGCAGAAUGAGACAACAGUCGAACGAAUCUAAGAGGUAUUUAUUAUCGCAGCUUACCUGAAGAAUGAAAAACAAAACAAAAAACUGUACCACAAAUGUUUACAAGUCCAAGUAGACAUCCGACCCAUGUAAAAUAUGUAAUUUAUGCAAGGGAUUGCAUCUUUCUUUUGUAAUGAAUGCACUAGAGCAACCCUGUAUAUAUUUUACAAUGUCUUUACAAAAAAAAGGAGAAAGAAUCAUUUACUGUAGUGUUGUAAAAUAAUGCACUUUUCUAAUUUUUCAUUAAAAAUCCUAUGGCACGUU
Molecule: messenger RNA, 27412 nt
Organism: Monodelphis domestica (gray short-tailed opossum)
Lineage: Eukaryota; Metazoa; Chordata; Mammalia; Didelphimorphia; Didelphidae
Gene: KCNK9
Product: potassium two pore domain channel subfamily K member 9
Biological process (GO): potassium ion transmembrane transport; stabilization of membrane potential
Cellular component (GO): plasma membrane
Molecular function (GO): outward rectifier potassium channel activity; potassium ion leak channel activity
Source: RefSeq, a predicted model, not a curated record